AUGAUAACCAAUCACUUCCUGGGUCUACUGAUGCUCUCCAUCCUGCAGCCAAUCAAUGCCCUGCCUGUGGCACCUGGAAAUACUGUGAAUCUCUUGGGAACAUUGCCGGAGAAGGAUGAUGGAAGGAUACUCCAGCGCUCCAAACGAGGAUGGAUGUGGAAUCAAUUCUUUCUUCUGGAGGAGUACACAGGGAAUGACAACCAGUAUGUUGGCAAGGUAAGGGUUUUGUGCACCGUUUUUAUGGGGCAUUCUUUGUAUGCUGCCUUGAGAUGAUCGAUUAUGUCAAAGUACACUCAGUCAAAAGGACUGUUCCUGUUGGACGUGCCAUAACUUUCAAUAGUUUCUGAAAAUGUGUACAUAAAUAGAGAGGAGUGCACCAAAUGAGAACUCCCUUAAUGUAGGUAUUAGCUUGUUAGGCCAAUGAUCAUAUGUGAAGGGAAUGGGCUCCUAUAUCCCAGCAACAGGCAACUAAUUCCAGCCAUCCUUCCCUCAUUCACACCACAAUUCAAAAACAACAAAGUUGGUUAUAAAUGAGUUCAAAAAUUAAUAAUCAGUCACUCAAAUUAGAGAUUUAACAUGACACAGAGAGGAGGAAUAGAUGUUCCAUAUACGACAGACAACUUAACCAAAUCAAGUCAUGAGGGCGGACAUAACGGCUAGACAAAAUCACUGACCCAGUCCCUCACAUCGCCAAGGGCCUGAGAGCCUCCUCUAUCAUGAUGAUACAGCUAUUCAACUGACAGAGGCCUGUUUUAGCCAGUCAGGGACCAGAUAAGAACACAUAAAAGUUGAAAUAUUUCUCAGAGCUAUAACCCUCCACUUUAGAUCAAAGGAGUGACGUGUCAAGCCACCAGUGUUAGUGCUAACACAGAGACAGCUAGUCGCAGUGUUAGAGACAACGCUACAGUUAUCAUCCUGAGGGAGGGGAACGAGGUGACUGUCGACAGCCAAUUUUCUCAGAGGAAGCUGGCUUUCAUCACCUGCCUCAUCCUCAGGAGUAAACAAGUGUCACUGUACAGGGUGGAGUACAGUCUGAUGUAG
Molecule: messenger RNA, 1041 nt
Organism: Coregonus sp. 'balchen'
Lineage: Eukaryota; Metazoa; Chordata; Actinopteri; Salmoniformes; Salmonidae
Source: the annotation of a GenBank genome assembly